Cuscuta epithymum is the source of this 1839-nucleotide messenger RNA. NCBI's taxonomy places the organism in Eukaryota, Viridiplantae, Streptophyta, Magnoliopsida, Solanales, Convolvulaceae. The record is from the annotation of a GenBank genome assembly.
GCCUUCGUUCCCACUCAAAGACCGAAGAGAACCGCACUGAUCUAUCGCUAAUUAAUACGAUUGAUCGAUCGAUUCGCAGAAGACGAAGAAGAAGAAGUUGUGUCGUCUAUCUCACAUCUUUCUUCAAUUUUCUCCGUCGCUGCUUUUGAGUUCCAAAAAGAACUAUCAUGUAUAGGUGGUGGUGACUUACCUGAUAGAAGCUGAACUCAAAUUACUCAAAAUAAGUGUGGCACCUUGAUAACGUCUCCCGGAGGUGACAAAAGAUGGAAGGAGCAUUUAAGGUUAAAUCGAUUGUCGUUGACAAUGGGUCUAGAGUGACCAAGGCUGGGCUUGCGGGAGAUGAUGCUCCAAUAGAUGUUUUCCCUAGCGUUGUUGGUCGGCCCCGCUAUACGGGUGUCAUGGUAGGCAUGAGUCAAAAGGAUGCAUAUGUAGGAGAUGAAGCUUUGGCUAAGAGAGGUAUUUUACGCUUGAGGUCCCCAACUAAGCAUGGUAUUGUUACAAAUAUGGAUGACAUGGAGAAAAUAUGGCACCACACAUUUUAUAAUUCCCUUCGUGUUGCUCCAGAAGAGCACCCCGUGCUCCUAACCGAAUCUCCUCUGAACCCUAAGGCUAAUCGUGAAAAAAUGACAGAGAUUAUGUUUGAGACAUUCCAGACGCCUGCCAUGUAUGUUGCUAUUCAGGCUGUUCUUGCCUUAUAUAUAAGUGGUCGUACCACAGGUAUGGUUUUGGAUUCGGGUGAUGGUGUCACUUGCACAGUUCCCAUCUAUGAGGGCUAUGCUCUCCCACAUGCCAUCUUUCGUCUUGAUUUUGCCGGUUGUGACUUGACGGAUCAUUUGGCGAAUCUUUUCAGGGAGAGAAGUGACGGUUACUCCGAGAACUUUCGUAUGUUGUACAGGUUUCGAGAAUUUUUUGUUGACAUCAAGGAGAAGCUUGCUUACAUAGCACACGACUUUGAGCAGGAGUUGGAGACCUCAAAAUCUAGCUCUACGGCGGAAAAGAUCUAUGAGCUUCCUGAUGGGAACAAGGUCACUAUGGGUGCUGAGCUGUUCCGUUGCACUGAGCCACUUUUCAAGCCUUCGAUGAUUGGAAUGGAUGUUGCAGGAAUUCAUGAGACCAUGCACAACUCUGUGAUGAAAUGUGAUGCUAAUAUUGGGAAGGAGCUUUAUGGUAACAUUGUGCUUAGUGGUGGUAAUACCAUGUUCCCUGGCAUUAUUGAUAGAAUGACCAAAGAAAUGACUUCUUUGGCCCGUAGCAACAUGAAGAUUAAGGUUGUGGCACCACCUGAGAGGCAAAACAGUGCUUGGAUUGGAGGCUCCAUCUUAGCCUCUCUCAGUUCAUUCGAACAGAUGUGGAUUAAAGGAACUGAGUACAAUGAGUACGGUCCAUCGAUUGUGCACAGAAAGUGCUUCUAAUUCUUCGAUAAACAUUGUUUUCAUAUACGUUUCCUUUUUAUGUUCACAUGGGAAAAUGAUAUUUUAGAUAUUUUGUGCUCAAUAAAGUGAUAGGUCAUGAUAAGUCUUGAGAGAGGCCUAUAGUCAAGAUGAUAAAGGAAGUCUGGCCCCUGAUACACCCUUGAGCUAGAGUUUCUUUCUUGGACCCUCAACUUGGGGAGACGCCAAUGUGCAUUGGGGUGCUCAGUUUUGGUGAUAAGUUAAUUUUCUUUUUGUUUUUGUGAGCUUUGAAGUUAUAAUAGAAUAUGAAUCUCCAUUUUGGUUCUUUUUUCUAUUUUGAUGGUCCAUACCAGCAUUCAUAAAUAUUUACCUUAUAAGCAACUUUUGAUGCCGAGGUACCCAAUUGAGUAUGGUAUUGUUACCAAAUGCGAUGACAUGAGAAAAUCUG